UGCCCCCCGCCCCCCCGCCCCCCCUAGGCCCCCAUUGGCUGCCUGGGCCCGCAGCGGGCCCCACCGCCGGGAAGGGAUAAGACACCGCCCCACAGCCGCUCAGGCCACUCUGGACGCGGCCGCCAGGAGGGACGGGAGCAGCUCGCAGGAGCCACUGACGAUGUCUGAGCUGGAGAAGGCCAUGGUGGCCCUCAUUGAUGUUUUCCAUCAGUAUUCCGGAAGGGAGGGUGAUAAGCACAAGCUGAAGAAAUCCGAACUCAAGGAGCUCAUCAACAAUGAGCUCUCCCAUUUUUUAGAGGAAAUCAAAGAGCAGGAGGUCGUGGAUAAAGUCAUGGAAACUCUGGACAGUGACGGAGACGGCGAAUGUGACUUCCAGGAAUUUAUGGCCUUCGUUGCCAUGGUUACCACCGCCUGCCAUGAGUUCUUUGAACACGAGUGAGACAGCGAAAGCAGCUACUGUGGUCAGUAGCUGUUGAGGGUCACACAGGCAGAGAGUGAGGGCUUGCAGGCUAGUAGGAGCUGAGCUUUCCAGCUGUGUUGUAGCUAAUUAGGAAGCUUGAUUUGCUUUGUCAAUGAAAAAUCGACGACCUCUUUCCCAGGGCUGAUUUCAACGGCCCCAUCAUUCUUUCUGCUCUGUUAGCUGACGGGUCCGCGGGACUCUUGUGAUAACCGUUAAGGAGAGCGUGUGCUCAACCCGCAGUCAUGGCUGUGGAGAAUCCUCACCCAGAACGACCAAA
Mirounga angustirostris (Northern elephant seal) is the source of this 737-nucleotide messenger RNA. RefSeq names its product S100 calcium binding protein B (gene S100B). The coding region runs from base 161 to 439 and encodes 92 amino acids. Gene Ontology annotation, molecular function: calcium ion binding; calcium-dependent protein binding; RAGE receptor binding. NCBI's taxonomy places the organism in Eukaryota, Metazoa, Chordata, Mammalia, Carnivora, Phocidae. Gene Ontology annotation, biological process: positive regulation of canonical NF-kappaB signal transduction; positive regulation of cell population proliferation. The record is from RefSeq and is a predicted model, not a curated record. The transcript is spliced from 3 exons. Gene Ontology annotation, cellular component: cytoplasm; nucleus.